This is a messenger RNA of Pseudo-nitzschia multistriata, 4922 nucleotides long. Lineage: Eukaryota; Bacillariophyta; Bacillariophyceae; Bacillariales; Bacillariaceae. The record is from the annotation of a GenBank genome assembly.
CCCAACAAACGCAACAAACGUAUUGUGGAUCUCGGAGAACGCAAGAGAGAAUCAUCCGAGCCCACUCGAUCGACCUUGGCAACAGAAAGAACAUCUGAAGGGGAUUUCGCUUCGUUUUCUGGCAUCCAGAGACCCGCCGGUCGACAAAUACCGCAGCUCGAGGCCCAUGGAGGGACGGGAUCGGACAGAGGUGCCAAAGCAGUGCCGUCUCGUGUUCUAGCUGGAAGAAGAGAAAAAGAAACGCGCGGGAGGAAAAGAGGGGACCCACGCCACCACUAACCACCGCCAGCAACCCAAGAGCACUCCCCGCAAAAUGCCCAGCGAUGCCUCUCCCGAUACCGGGCCUGAUCCGGAGGGCGUCGUCAGGUCCCUCUCCCUCCUCGAUCCGGUCCUGCGGUUCCUGACCCACGCCACGGGCCAGACCCUGGUACCCCUGGAGGCCCUGAGGGCCACGAUCCCGGGACUUUCGGGGAGGGUCCCCUUCGAAGACCUUGUGCGCCUCGUCGGUCACGGAAUCCUGCGGGCCGAGGCCGGCGGAGUCCUUGGCAGAAAUGGUGGCAGCAAUGGAUGCAACCACAACGAUGUUCUGAAAGAACACUGGGAACAAACGCCGUCCCCUAGCAAGGCGGAAGCGGACCCGGACCAAAAGGAUUCCGCAUCCUUUUUGAUCGGCUUCCCCUCGGGAGACGCCAAUCGCAAGCUCUGCGGAAGCACCAAAACGGCCGCCAAACGACGCAUGGCGGCCCUCAGGCGAUGUCUCAGGGAGGAAGAACGGAACCGGAAAACACAAACCAAACCCAAAACCAAAACCAAAACCAAACCACCCUCCGGGAACGAACCGACGAGAUCGAGUGUCAGCGCCGACGAGCAUAAAAACGCCAAUGGCAGUUCGAACGCGGAUGCAUCCUCGGCGGCCUGCGAUGCCCCAAACAACUGCAGCGACGGGGAAAGCCUCGACGACCCGGGACUUUCUCGAAACGCCGCCGCGUCCCAGUCCGCCACCGGGAACCAAACCACAGGGAUUUCGGGAUGUUCCGCCACCAGCGAAGCGAACGGCCGAACGGCAGCGGGGAACGAAGGACCCCCGCUGGACGACGACGAGAGGGAGGCGCGGCGGGCCCUCUGCGAUCUCCUUGGACUGCGGCCUUCCGGGGAGCCCGGGCCAGGCACCGGCACCGCAAAAUCCAAGGGCGGAAACCGGGGAAUCCGUGCCGGCGGUGCCGGUUGCGCGCCCUCCGCCGCGGAUUCGUCGCUCUUUGGACCUACCCCCGUUCCUUCCUCGAUCCUCCCGAAACAGCUGUCCUACGCCAAGACGCAGCCCGCCCGGUCCGCGGUCUACCAGGACGAGUGCUGCCACAACGACAGCGACGGCGAGAAAGGUGCUGUGCGCAAGGCAUUGGUGCAUCCGCGCCUGCGAGAGGCCUUCCGGUUGGCGGGGAACGGCGGGAACGACGAUGGUGCCGACGCGGAAGCCCAUCCCCAGAGGAAGCGGCAACGCUCGCGGCGAUUGUACAGGCACCAGGCCCUCGCCAUCGCCUCGGCCCUGGCCGACAAGCACACGCUGGUGUGCACCGGGACGGGAUCCGGCAAGUCCCUCUGCUUUCUCGUCCCCGUCCUGCAGGCGGCCAUCUCGACCCGGCAAACCUCCCUGGUGCUCUUCCCCACCAAGGCGCUGGCCCAGGACCAGCUGGUCAAGCUCCGGGCCCUCCUGGAGGACCACCCCUCCCUGGCCGAGCACGUCACCGCGGCGGCCCUGGACGGGGACACCCCCCGCUCCGAGCGCUCGCUGAUCGCCGAGACCUGCAACGUGAUCUUUACCAACCCCGACACCCUCCACGCCUCGGUCCUCCCGUCGUGGGAGACCCAGCCCGGCUACGGGGCCAUGCUCUCGAACCUCCGGUACGUCGUCCUCGACGAGGCCCACGUCUACGAGGGCGUCUUUGGGGCCCACGUGGCCAUGAUCCUGGCGCGGCUGUACCGCAUCCACUGCGUCGCCGCGGGAACGGCGGACCGGACCAACACCGGGGGGGGGUGCCAGGACGACGAAUCGGUCUUGGGCGAAAACCCUCCCAGCCACACGGACAACAGCACCGACAACAGCGACAGCGGCAUUGAUACCUUCAACGAUAGUGACAACAACGACCACCAACAAGCGCCGGAAUCUCUGUCGUUCUCGCCGCUCGUCUUUCUGGCCUGCUCGGCCACCCUGGCGCAUCCCGAGCACCAUUUCCGGUUGCUGUGCCCCAUUCCGCCGUCGAAGCCGGUCACCGUUCUGACGGAAGAUUUUUCCCCGCGGGCCGCCAAGCAUUUUUUCGUUUGGAACCCACCGCUCCUGGACGAGCACGGGAAAUCCCUCGGAUACGUGGCCUGGCCCGAGAAAAAGAAAUCCAGGCCGGACCGGCAGAAAACCGGCGGGGAAAGGCAGAAAACGCCGGCGUCGAACGUCCCAAACGAUGCUUCCGUUCCGGGUCCUCGAUCCCUGCCUUUGCAACCGGGUGGAGAGGCAAAGAACCCCCCGCGCCGCAGGGAGGUCCGCCGCCGGCACUCCGCCGACGAAACCGCUCUGCUCCUGGCCAGGGCCGUCGCGAAGGGCGUCCGUUGCAUCGCCUUUUGCAAGACCCGGUGCCUCGUGGAAUGGGUCUACGAGCGGUGCCUGAAAGCCCUGAAGCAGUCCCCGGAAACGGCGGACCUCGUUUCCAAGGUGGAUUCCUACCGCGGUGGCUAUUCCAAGUCGAAGCGGAGGGAGAUCGAGGAGAAGCUCUUUUGCAACCAGCUUCUGGGAGUGGUGGGGACCUCGGCGCUGGAGCUCGGGGUCGACAUCGGGGGGGUCGGCCUCACCCUCCACUGCGGUUUUCCCUCGAGCCACGCGAGCCUCAUGCAGCAGGCCGGGCGUGCCGGCCGGGGUGCCGAGGCGAGCAGGGAGCCCUCCCUCGCCAUCUGCGUGUGCUUCAACAGCCCCAUCGACCAGCACCUGUGGCGGCACCCCACCAGCCUCCUGUCGGGGGGCCUGUCGGCCCCCCUCUCGAUGCCGGUCUAUCCCGGCCUGGUGCAGGGACACCUGGUGUGGUGCGUGGUCAUCGAUGCGUUUUUGUGGCUGCCUCAAAACGGUUUCUUCCCGGCCUUGCUAAGAAGGAUUUAUGUUUGUCUCUCACACAUCAUUCCGUUGUAUUUUUCCUUGUUUCUGCUUUGUCUUUUUCUUACAGUGCCGGGAAAGAGUUUCCGCUCACUGGACGGUUCAAUGCAAGUGCGAUCCUGACCGUAGAAGAAAAACAGGCAGAUGGCCUCCUUAGCGACGAAGAGCUAUUUGGAUCCAAGGAAGUCUAUCUCGAAGCUUUGGAAAACUCGACGUCGAAGGGAUCGUUUUCGAUGGAAAAAGUAGCCGUGUUUGGUGGAAUUUUCAUUGCGGUGUUCAAGACCCAUCCUUCCAUAAAGAAUCCGUGGAGGGACGUUUCCAUUCGGUCGAUCGAAACGGUCAAUUACGACAUUGUUGAUCUCUCUCAUCCCAUGCAAGGCAAUCGGAUGGAUGGCAAUCACCACGAGGGUGCCAUCAUGGUAUGUUGAAUGCGUGGCACAGUAUUUGUUGUUCCCUCGUCAAAUCGGUCGUUGUCUCUUUUUUGUUUCUCACUUUCGUUGAACUCCCCAGGAUAAUAUUCCAUACAGCAGGGUCUUCUAUCACGCCUUUCCUGGAGCUAUCAUAACACACAGGGGUCGUCGAUACAAGAUCGUUUCCAUGACCAGACCUCCGGCUUUUGGUGUAGGAUUUCGAAGCACUGUAACCCUUGGUGCAUACGCGAAGCCAAGCGCCCAUCGAUAUUGCACCAGGCCUCUGAGCAACUUGAAGAUUACGGUUGUCAAGCAGACGGAACGCGUCGAUCUGAUGGACAAAGUGACAACAACAAAAGAAUCCGAUCAAACGCCGGAUCCCAGCACCAUAUUCGCGGACGAUUUCGAUCCGUCAUCCGGAUCAUUUGCUGGGUGCGGUACCAUCACCGUCAAGCGCAACGUGCACGGCUACAAAAAAAUUUCCCUCGUGACCCGCGACGAGUUGUCUCGCGCGGAGCUGUCCUUGCCGGAUAUGGAAUACGACACCUACGCGUUUUGGAUCGACUGCGACGCCACCGGUCUGGGAAAGCUGAUGACUCCGCAAUCCUUUGGCUACGGCGUUCACGCCCUAUCCCAUGCCCUUUGCAACGUGGCUCCGCGUUUUGUGCCGUGCGUCCUCAACGACGUUCAGUGCGAUCACUCGUUUUAUAGCCCAACCCGCGUCGUGAUUUUUGACAGCAGAGCGGGGGGAUCCGGGAUCACGGCGCAGCUGUGGAAAUCCAUCUUUCGACCAAACGGCUUGGUUGAAGCGGCGAUCGAUUUGCUAGAAUCCUGCCCUUCGUGUGUGGACGAUGCUGGCUACACGGGCGGGUGCCCGGCCUGUAUACAAGCCGGCGAAUGCAUCAAGUUCAAUGAUUUUCUAUGUAGGUCCAGUGGUUUGAUAAUAGCCAGGCAUAUGCUGCGGAGACUCGAGAAGACCGAACGGUACAAGCUUGCUAUGGAAGAGCAUGCCGAAUCGGAUGUGGAAAUGGUCGAGGAUGACCGAAAAAAGAGGAAAGAGAACAGACCAUUUGCAUCGCCGAGGAGAGAGAAACGAAGAAGGGCAAUGAGAGCUGCAAUGGACAUUGACGCAACCAAACCAAGGCAACUCGUGAUCGGGCGUCCGAGCUGGCCCAUGGAUUGCUGCGACAGCAUACCGCGACAACAGCAGGAAGGAUAGAAAGACAUCCAAAUGUGAUGCAUAGAUAUUUGAAGCUUCUAAUUUCACCCAUGGUUCUCAGAAUACCAAAUCUCGCACAGAACCAAGAUAAUUGAAACAUAGUGAAAGAAUAGAAGUGACUUUACCGACAACAGCACCACAAUAGAAAUAAGAUACCCAC